Loxodonta africana (African savanna elephant) is the source of this 1952-nucleotide messenger RNA. It is a transcript of the gene POLR1G, whose product is annotated as RNA polymerase I subunit G. Gene Ontology annotation, molecular function: RNA binding. Gene Ontology annotation, cellular component: RNA polymerase I complex. The record is from RefSeq and is a predicted model, not a curated record. The coding region runs from base 104 to 1684 and encodes 526 amino acids. Gene Ontology annotation, biological process: transcription by RNA polymerase I. The transcript is spliced from 3 exons. Lineage: Eukaryota; Metazoa; Chordata; Mammalia; Proboscidea; Elephantidae.
AUGGGCGCUCCCGGGCCAGGCCACACCCCUUCGGUUCCACGUGGUUGGCGGCGGGGCUGGAGCUGCCCUAGCCGCUUGAUCUGCGUGCGAUAAGGGUCUCGGAAUGGCGGACGCCGAGUCUGGCGGUGCUGCUCGGUUCUCUUGUCCCCCCAACUUUGCCGCAAUGCCCCCAACCUCAGAGCUCCCUCGUUUUUCCUUGGAGGCUCUGACGGGCCCAGAUACGGAACUGUGGCUCAUCCGAGCCCCUGCAGACUUCACCCCAGACUGCCUCAAUGGGCGGCUCGUGCCUCUCUCUGGCUCCCGGAUUGUGAAGGGCAAGUUGGCAGGCAAGCGGCACCGCUACCGGGUCCUCAGCACCAGCGGCCCCCAGGCUGGAGAAGCCACCUUGCUGGCCCCCUCUCCCGAGGCAGAUGGUGGACUGAUGUGUGCCCCUGCUCCCCAGGGCUGCCUAAGGAUCUUCGAAGGACCUCAAGAAUCCCUGUCAGGGACCCCUCUGCACCCUAUUCCGGCCAGUCCCCCACCCCAGAUCCCCGCUGGCCUGAAGCCUCGGUUCUGUGCCUUUGGAGGCAGCCCUCCGGUCACAGGGCCUGGGUCAGCCUUGGCCGGGAAGACAUCGGGUUCUGGGAAGAGGAAAAAGAAAAGGCAGGUGCCAGAGGUCUCAGUCCCUCAGGAGGCAGUGAAUGGGCACAGAUCCCUGGAGGGGGACAUAACUGCGGGGUCCCCAGAGAUGAGUGUGGGGAAGAAGCAGCAGCAGCUGAAAGAACUGGAGGUGAUGGAGCCACUAGCAACAGAGCCCGAAGCUGAGGUGAUGGAGCCCCUGGAAGUGCCGUUCCCGUCCACUACCAAGAGGAGGAAGGAGCUCAGAGGGGCAGAAGUGGUCAAACUAGAAAUGGGGAUGCCAGAGCCAGAAGAAAAAACAGUGGAGCUGGAACUUGUGGUUAAAACGGAGCCUCUGGAAGAGGCAGUCCCAUCCCCCACCAAGAAGAGGAAGAGGCCGAAGGGGACAGAAGGGAUAGAGCCAGAGGAGGGGAUGACAGUUGAUGGUCCACUGCAGGUAAAGGUGGAGCCACAAGAGGGAGCCACCCCACUGCCAUCCAUGAGGAAGAGGAAAAAAGCAAAGGAGUACAAAAUGAUGAUGGAGCCAGGGACUGAGGCUGUGGAGCCUGAGGUAAGACCUGUGGAGCUCCACGGCGAGAUGAUGGAGCCUGAACUGUUGGAUGAUGUUGAGCCUCCAGCCGAGGCAGCUCCUCUGGCCGAGGCAGCUCUGGCAUCUGCCAAAAAGAAGAGGAAGAAAGAAAAGUGGCAGAAAGUGACAAUGGAGCCAGGGGCAGAGCCACAAGGUGAGGUGGUGGCACCUGAGCUGCCAGGUGACAAUGAGCCUCAGGUGGCUCUGGCAUCCACCAAGAAGAGGAAGAAAGAAAGAGGGCAUAAGGUGAUGGGGCCAGGGACUGAGAUGUCUGAGCCCCAAGGGCAGAUGGUGGAGCCUGGGCUGCAAGAUGAGGGUGAGUCUGAGAUCCAGGCAGCUCUGGCAUCUACCAAAAAGAAGAAGAAGCGGGGCCAGGAGAGUGGGGGGCCAGAGAUGGUGCCCCAGGAGAAGAUGCUAGAACCACUGCUGAAUUUGGAGUCUGGGGAGGUGGCCACAGGACAGGAGAAGCGGAAGUACCUGCAGCAGGAUCCUAUGUAGUCUCUCCCCCAGGGAGACUGACGACUGCAACCAGGAGGAGCUGAAGGUGGCCCACGGGCCCAAGGACGAACCCCCUUCCCAGCCACACCCAGCAGGAGCCUGGAACGGGCAAAUACUUUAUUAUGACACCUGGGGCGUCCUUGGCAGCCGGGAUCACUGGGGUGCUUUCAGGAAGGGCUCAUGUAAGACAUCAAACAGCCUCCGGGCCUGGGUGGGAGGGAGAGAGGGAAACGAGAACCCAGUUAUUAAACAAGCUAUUUGUUUGGUA